AUGUCGCCCUCGCCGCUUCCCCGCCGCGCGGUGCAGCUUGCCCCCAGCUCGCUUGCUCUGGUCUUGCGUCGCCGCCCGCAGCAGCCCCGGGAGGCGGACGAAGCAGAGGCCGGGGAAGCGGCGGCGGACUGUUGCGAGGACGAGGCGCGCGGCGCGGCCGUCUUCCAGGCGUUCCGGCGCGCCAACGCCGCCUGCUAUUGGAACGCCGGGCUGGCGCGCGCCGUGGGGCGGGUGCGGCUGCAGGGCUGGCUGCGGGGCGGCGUGCUGCUCUUGCAGGGCCCCCCCGCCCCCCUGCAGCUCCUCCGCGACGCCUGGCUCCGCAGGGCGCUGCGGGCCCCCAAGGGCUUCCUCAUCCGAGCCGUAGGUGAUGUCUCUCCGGUGCAUAUGAAUCCAAUUUCACAGUCUCAGUUUGUUCCUUUGGCAGAAGUCUUGUGCUGUGCUAUAUCUGAUAUGAACGCGGCUCAUGUUACAGUCACACAGGAAGCCUUACUGCAUCAGUUGGGAAAACAUUACCCAGGUAUUGCAACUCCCACCCACGAUAUUCUCUACAAUACUCUCGGAAUGCUAAUUAAAGAGCGAAAGAUAUAUCAUACUGGGGAAGGAUACUUCAUAGUAACCCCAAAUACAUAUUUUAUCUCUAACAAUGCUACAAAGACCAACAAGAGGGCCUUGCUGGAAGAGAAGUGCCUUCCCAAGCCUUCUUUCACAUAUCUUGUAAGCAUGGAAGACGCUGCGGAGCUGACCCCAGAUAAUUUGCCUGUUGCAUCGCAUUGUAGAUCCUGUCACUGUUUUCUUGGGCACAAUGAAGUGAACCAAACAAAAUGUCAGGAACUAGUUGGUCAUGGGCCAAAUGGGAAAAUUCAGAAAGAUUUUUGUGAAUCUAGAUCUUCAGUUCAAAAACCAGGUACAGAGUCACUAGCUGGCAGUCAUUCUUGUGCAAUCACUCACUCUGUACUUUCCAUGAAGGAAAAAGAUAAGGCUAAAAAGUUUAGCCUUAGCCUCUUUUGGCGCAAUACUUCCAAGAAAGAAAAAACUAAAAAAGUCCACUCUACAUUUUCUGCUCAGUUUCCUCCUGAGAAAUGGCCAGUCAGGGAUGAAGAUAAUUUGGAGAACAUUCCACGGGAUGUUGAACAUGAAAUUAUCAAGCGCAUCAACCCUGUACUGACUGUUGACAACUUAACUAAACACACAGCACUGAUGCAGAAAAUCGAAGAACAGAAGAAGUAUAUCAGCAAAGGAACUUCUACGGAAGUGCUAUCAAUGAAGCACAAAUAUCUUUCAAAAGCAUACAGCUGGAAAAAACACAAUAAAGCAGCAAAGCAUCUCAGGAAGGGGCAGCAUAUCAAAGAAAAACAGGGAAAAUGUAAAACCAGUGAACUGAUACCAGCUGAUGACAAUUUGGCAAGCUCUGCUGAACAUCCAUUAUUUCAUGUUACAAGUGAAAUGAUGGUUUGCAGUAAACAGCUGUGUGAUGAUGCGUUAGAUAUGGAAUCUCAUUUUUUAUAUAAAAGGGAAAUUAAUAAUCCAUUUCAAGACAUUCCAGGUAGAAGGAAUAAGUCAACAAAAGGUUAUACAACUCAGAAAAAUUGUGAUGUAAACUCCAGGGCUGUUAGAUCAGAGAGGCAUUUUUCAUGGUCCCAGUCUUUAGAUUCCUCAAGAACUAUGGACUGUAAAGCUGAAGUAUCUCUCCCUGGGAAAUGUCAUGCUGAAGAUGAGAAAAAGAAACAGUUAGAUCACCCACAAUGCCAAGUUGUACAAACAAAUGGCACACACAGAUCCUUGGCAGAAACAGCCACUUGUACGUGUAAUUUGCACAGAGGGACAAACUCCCAAAACACAGUGGAAAUCCAAGUAGCUUCUAACAUUUAUGCUACAUUCAAAAAUGAAGAAGAGAAAAGGUGUCCAGAAAAUUCUGUUCAAACUCACCAUCAUGAUAAAGCAAACAAGUGUAAUAUACUAGGUCAACAUUCAGAUCACUGUCUUCCCAGUGGUACAGAUAUUACCUGUCAAUUUAAACAGGCUGAAGGUAUUGCUGUUCACAGACAAAUGGAUUUAAAGAGUGAGAUAAAGUCCAAGAACACCAGCAAGUGGCUUGAAUCUGUUUACCCACAGUAUGAGGGAUUCAUUUAUGAUGAUCCAGUUCAGUAUCAAAAGGAGGAUAAUGGUGGUACUCGUUCUCUGGAUAAUGAUCUUGUCCAAGAAGAAGAAAUUGUGUCAUCCAAGUUGAAAUCUUACCAACUCCCGUAUAGCUCUUCAGAGCCAGAGAAAUGGAAUAACAUAAGAGAAGAUAGGAGUCCGAAAGUAUCAGGAAAAGAAAGGGCUGAUUCUCUCUUUCCAAGCUACCCAACUGAUACAGAUACCGUAGAUACAUACAAACAUGAAGAAAGUAGUUUUCUUAGUCGGACUAAAUCGAAGGAUAGCUUAAAGGAAUAUGGUAAAGUGAACCUGGAAGGAGAAACUUGUAAGUGCCAUCAAGUGUCUUCUAAAAACAAUGAAGAGAAUGAGGGUAUUUAUGAUCAAGGGCAGAGAACUGAUAAUACUGAAAGGCAUGUACUUGUGUUCCAUGAGGUGCAGGAAACAGAGAACAGAAUUUGGGAGAAGUCAGCAAAUGAAGUGGCUAUGGAAACAGCUUCCUUGAUGUUGCCAUCCAAAGACUGGGAAAUUAAGACAAACCUUGUGGGUAUACAACAGUCAUUUGAUAACACAGAUGAUGCUCCUCUAGAUCGGGGAAUCCAACAUGAGCCAAACCACUUACAAGGCACUGGAAACCAGAGUAUAACAGGAGAUAGUGGGAUAGAUUCUCCCAGAACACAAAGUAUGGUAUCUGCUAAUUCUGCCAUCUUGGAUCUUGGACUGAAGAAAAGAAGCAGCUUUCUCAAGAAUUUAGAAGGUAUAGAGAAGACUUUACAGAGCAGAAACACUCUUACCCCAAACUCCUUGCUUCAGUUGACACCAGUGAUGAAUGUUUAAUUUUUCCGUUUUUUAAAACAAGUUUUGUGAACCUAUUUGUAAAUCUAUUAAUAUAUUUGCUGUAAAUGUCUUAAACUAACACAUGUGAUAAUAUAGGUAAGAUGUUGGCUAUUUCUUCCAUAAAAUGUAUGAAUACUU
Candoia aspera is the source of this 3108-nucleotide messenger RNA. It is a transcript of the gene STOX1, whose product is annotated as storkhead box 1. The transcript is spliced from 4 exons. The coding region runs from base 1 to 2970 and encodes 989 amino acids. Gene Ontology annotation, biological process: regulation of transcription by RNA polymerase II. Lineage: Eukaryota; Metazoa; Chordata; Lepidosauria; Squamata; Candoiidae. Gene Ontology annotation, molecular function: RNA polymerase II transcription regulatory region sequence-specific DNA binding. Gene Ontology annotation, cellular component: cytoplasm; nucleus. The record is from RefSeq and is a predicted model, not a curated record.